AUGGGGCUGAACAGCAGGAUGAACGGUGCGUGUCUGCUGCUGUGCGCUCUCGCCUACGUGCCACCGCGCGCUCUCUCGCACCCGCAGCCGUGCCAGGUGCUCAAGAGGAUCGGACACACGGUGCGGCUCGGGGCUCUACACGUGCAGCCGCGGCUCUUCGCCCCCUCUGUUGCUUCUGAGCAGUGGGACGACAGGCAGGUCAAAGCCAGAGCCAGUGCGCCUGGAUCUGCCAAUCUCAGGACUAGAGGCACCAGCAGGAACAAGAACCAAGCGCGCCAACGGGAGGACAACAGCCCGAAGGAGAACCGGGUGUUCUCGCCAAGGGACGCGGUUCUGCUUGCGGUGGAGGCGUUGAACCAGGCCGGGAUUUUGCCCUACAACCUGACCAUGGAGAUGGUUCUGGCGGUGGGGUCUGGACUAGGAGAACUUCCCGCCUUUUCCUUCGCCUCCUCUGACUCCUCUGCAGCCCCGGACUCAGAGGAAGACCCGCUGUCCUUCGUGGAGAGCGUCUGUCACACUGUGGUGGUGCAGGGGGUCCUGGCCAUGAUCGCCUUCCCGCGCAACAGGGACGAGUUUGUUAAAUUGGAGUUCGUUUCGAGCGCGCUGCAGGUGCCCGUGGUCAGCGUAGUGCAGCGGGAGUUCACGCGCAACAGCCAGUAUCCCGCGCAAAGGAGGCCGCACAAUCUGCUCCUGCCCCCUGCUCAGUGA
Knipowitschia caucasica is the source of this 708-nucleotide messenger RNA. The record is from the annotation of a GenBank genome assembly. NCBI's taxonomy places the organism in Eukaryota, Metazoa, Chordata, Actinopteri, Gobiiformes, Gobiidae.